CCCCGCCGCCUCCCCGCCCCCACCCCACGCCAGGAGGAGACGACUAUGGCGCAGACGCUGCAGAUGGAGAUCCCCAACUUCGGCAACAGCAUCCUGGAGUGCCUGAACGAGCAGCGCCUGCAGGGGUUGUACUGCGACGUCUCGGUGGUGGUGAAAGGCCACGCCUUCAAGGCUCACCGGGCCGUCCUGGCGGCCAGCAGCUCCUACUUCCGGGACCUUUUCAACAACAGCAAGAGCGCGGUGGUGGAGCUGCCGGCGGCCGUGCAGCCCCAGUCCUUCCAGCAGAUUCUCAGCUUCUGCUACACGGGCCGGCUGAGCAUGAACGUGGGAGACCAGUUCCUGCUGAUGUACACGGCCGGCUUCCUCCAGAUCCAGGAGAUCAUGGAGAAAGGGACUGAGUUCUUCCUGAAGGUCAGCUCCCCCAGCUGCGACUCCCAGGGCCUGCAUGCCGAGGAGACCCCUUCCUCCGAGCCCCAGAGCCCCGUGGCCCAGACCUCCACCUGGCCCUCCUGUAACACCCCCUUGCCCCUGGUGUCCCGCGUCAAGACAGAGCAGCAGGAGUCGGACUCCGUCCAGUGCACUUUCGUGGUCAAGCGGCUCUGGGACAACGGCCAGAAGGAGGGAGGAGGCGGCGGAGGUGGGGGAGGAGGCAACAACGGGAGCCGCAAAAUGGCCAAGUUCUCCACGCAGGACCUAGGAGGCAACCGGCAGCAGCAGCAGCAGCAGGGGGCGCAAGCAGGAGGAGGCGGCGGGUCCGGCGUGGUUAGCGGGCCCAGCACGUCCGACCAGACCAGCCCCGGCACGUCCAGCGCCUACACGAGCGACAGCCCAAGCUCCUAUCACAACGAGGAGGAUGAAGAGGAGGACGCGGCCGAGGAAGGCUCCGAUGAGCAGUACCGGCAGAUCUGCAACAUGUACACGAUGUACAGCAUGAUGAAUGUAGGGCAGGCAGCAGCAGCAGCCGCAGAGAAGGUGGAAGCCCUGCCCGACCAGGUGGCCUCUGAGUCUCGCAACCGGAUCCGGGUGCGGCAAGAUCUGGCGUCGCUACCGGCCGAGCUCAUCAACCAGAUCGGGAACCGGUGUCACCCCAAGCUGUACGACGAGGGCGACCCUGCUGAGAAGCUGGAGCUCGUGACAGGCACGAACGUGUACAUCACCCGGGCGCAGCUGAUGAACUGCCAUGUCAGCGCGGGGACGCGGCACAAAGUGCUUCUGAGACGGCUUCUGGCCUCCUUUUUCGAUCGGAACACUCUGGCAAACAGCUGUGGCACCGGCAUCCGCUCGUCCACCAACGACCCCAGCCGGAAGCCGCUAGACAGCAGGGUCCUGCAUGCCGUGAAGUUCUACUGCCAGAACUUCGCCCCCAACUUCAAAGAGAGCGAGAUGAACGCCAUCGCCGCCGACAUGUGCACGAAUGCCCGGCGCGUGGUCCGUAAGAGCUGGAUCCCCAAACUGAAGCUGCUGAUGGCAGAAGGGGACACCUACACCACGUUCAUCAACGACACUGGGAAGAUGGAGCCGGACAUCAUGGGAGUGGAGCACAACUUUGAGACAGGCAGUCACGACGGGGAUGCAGGGACCUCGGCCGAGAGCCUCCAGUAAAAACCGCUUCCUCCCUUUAGCCCUUUCCAUUCACUGAUUUAUUUUAUUUUAAUUUCUUAAGUUGAUUAUUUUUAGCGUCCCACGUUGAUUUGAGUUUAAUCUGUUUUUUGUUUUUGUUUUCGGUUUGCCAGGGGGGAAAAAAAAGUUGCACCGUCUCUUUAAAAAACCAAAAUCAUCCUCGGUUCCUAAUGCAGUGUGGGUAAUGAGAGAGGGGUCGGCGGUGUGGGCAGUUUUGAUCUCACGCUGUUCUUCCCGGGCGGGCGGAUGUUUUUGUGGGUAGCCUUGUGAGUCAAAUCGGGGAAAUCCCCCCCCUUUCCUCCCCUUUGCGUUGUGCAGGAUCCGUGCUUUUAAUGAGCUCUCUUUAAAUAGAUCUGUAAAUAAUUGAUUACGCUCUAUAUGCAGGUUCUGUUUAUAGGUGGUUUGCAAAGGGGCAAUAAAUGAUGGAUCAUAUCUCAAGCAUAUCAAAGACAGGAGCGGAGGGUGUGUGGCAGCUGGAUCUAAGCUUCCCAUUGGAUUCGAUAACCAUCCCUGAGAACGGAUUAACCGUGCAUUCAAGCCGUCAUUAACCCCGUGCAAACCGCUUACGAAUGGAGCCUUCGUACAAAGUGUGCCCGGAUGAUUUUUACAGGAAAAUAAAAAUCCAAAUUAAGACCCUGAUUUCUAAAAAGCAUCUGUUCAAGACAGCAUGUAAGCAUGCGCUUAACUUUAAGCACCUCUUGAAUUCAGUCAAAAUGGGCCUUUGACCUUAUUCAUCUUAAGUGCCAAAGUCCCGUUUUCUUUCAUCCAUCCGCGUGUUGCAGUGAUGAGGGUGGAGAUAAAGGAUGGGGCUUAACGUGUGCGUCUCUGAAUGGGGGCUUUUUUUUUUAAAGCAAGUGACAGAGCAACGCUUCUGGCUGUGAUGUCUUUUCACAUUGCGUCUACACUGGAUUUUUUCUUCUUUCCCCUUCCCACCACGUAGUGUCAGAUCCGAGUGCAGCGACUCACAAGUGACCUCUAUGGGGAUUUGAACCCUGCCCAGAGCCAACCCAAUUUCCUGUUGCUUUGUCUCCCUCAAGUGGCCAGGCUGCAUGUAAAGGUUUGAAUCCUCUAAUGGGCCACAUCUUUCAGCUCACCUGGUCGCAGUUUGGGCUUAUUUUGCCACAAGUCUGAGAUUCAGUCCCCAGCCAAGGGGGGUCGGGUUACGCUCACUUGAAAUUCGAGAUCAGCGGCAGAGCUGGGUGAAAAGUGUUGGCUGAGAUUUCUUUUGGCUGAAAAAGGCGGAUUCGCCGCCGAACCGGGGCAGUUUCACCCAAUUGUUUUGGCCCAACCCAUCCCCCGAAACGUUUUGUUUUGACAUUUUCAAAUGAUUUCAACGUUUCAACAUAACGUGUGGUUUAGAAAUGACCUUCAAUUUUAUUUUAGAAAUACCAUUUAAAAAAAUGCUCCAAAACAAAACGUUCUGCUUCAGGGUGAACAGGGUUUGUUCAACCUGAUGCAACUUUUUUUCUGAUUUUUUUUUUUUGGGGGGGGGGGAGAGGAGCGCGCGGGCACGGAGCGUUGACACUGACAUCACUAUAGCUACGCUGAUGUAAAACCAAAAUCCAGCAUAGAUGAGACCCUGAAUGCGAUAUGCAAGGCCGUGUUUGUUUUUUAAAUAGCAAGGGGCAUUGUCGAGGCAAAAGAAAAAGAGUAAUCUAUUUGAAUCCUUUCUGAUUAAUGGCAGGAUCCCAAGUUGUGAUUUUAAACGUGUAGACCCCGAUCCUGCAAACACAGACAGGAUUCAUCUGUAAGCGUGUGUGUGUGUUCAUUGACAUGUUCACAUGCUGCUUCUUAAGCACUAGGCCCUGUUUCCAUUCCUGGAAUUGAUGCUGUAUGUUUUCUUGAAAUGACACUGGUUAAUUUCACAUUCCCUUUCUAGUCAGUUUCACUUCUGUGUUGCUUUGCAGUCAGGGACUCCUGGGUUCUGUUCCCAGCUCUGGGAAUGGCGUGUGGACUGGUGGUUGUUACAGGGGGCUGGGAGUCAGGAUUCCUGGGUUCUGUUCCCAGCUCUGCUACCGACUUACCCCUCUCUGUGCCUCAGUUUCCCCAUCUGCAAAAUGGGGAUAAUGAUUCUUACCUUGGAAAAGCUGCUAAGUAUUAUUACUAUUGUUGUGGUUGUUGCAUCUGUGAACAUUUUUAAAUUAAAAGAAAAAACAACCACACCCCCAAAUUGGAAAUUAAAAUGCCAACAUGAAAACAUCGUUAUCCCUCUUAGAAUUUUUUUUUUGCCACCUUCUGUUUUCUUUUUAAGUCAGUGCCCUAUCCCAGGAGUCGGUACCCCUUGGAGCUGAUAAAACUUUCCCCAUAAUUAGGUUAUGGGGACAGGGAAAGUUUAAAAAAAAAAACAUUUAAAAUGUAAUGUAAAAAAAUCUACAUUUCAGGAGUUGGGGGGCUGUGAAUAGUAACUUUGUUGGGGUCUGACCCCCUCUCCCAUCCCCCUUGUGUAGCCCUGUACCCCAGCGGGAUCAGACUGGGGUGAUCAGCUGCCGGAGGUUAAGGAUGGAGGCGUAACGCCAUGUGGACGGUCUCUCUAGUUGCUGUAGCAAGUCAGAUCGUUUUGUGUACGUGACGGCGGAUGGGGAGAGGGGAUUAGUAGAAAGAUAGAAAAUCAAAACGGUUGUUGGCUUGUCCCUGGGGGAGUUCACACGCACCAUGCUCCGCCCGAUUGGAGGGUUCAAACCCUGGCCAUUCCGUGCUGCAAGCGUUGGCCUGAGCCGCUUGACUCUGCAGUGCUGUGAACCUGAGGACGUUAAGCAGAGGCAUGUAAAGGCAGAUCACUUCUGGCCCUGGGUCAGAUGGCUAGAGCGUACACAGCAUUGGCUGCCGAGGGGGCUUGUGGGAAGGGAUUGGAGGACCAUCAUCUAUUGAUUGUUGUGACUGCAGUUAGCUCGUCCCUCGGAUUGCUAACUCAGCGUCCGCCCCAUGUGGCUCGGGUAGCGGUGUCUGAAUGUGAAGCGUGUGAUGGGGGAAACCAGGUCCUGAACCUGAGUUAAAUCUGCCGUGGAGACGAGCAAAGCGCUCCCCUUCUCUCGAGCCUACCCUACACCCACACGUAUAUUACUGGAUCAAAGGGGGUGGUUUUCACACGGAUGUAGUUAAACUAGAUGCAACAUUUGUGUGUGUGGACGUUCCUAUACGACUUUAAACCUGGCUCCUGCCUCUAAAAUUACAGGUGCAAGCUAAACCAGUUUGAAACCCAUAUAAGAGUGUCCACACACAAUUAAACCGAUUGACCUGAAACCGGUGCAACAUCUGUGUGUAGGGCUUCGUCUAGCUACAAAGUUUUGCCGGCAUAGCUGUGUUGUCUGGGCGUGUGACAUAAUCACAACCUCCUCCCGGCAUAGCUGUCCCACCACAACACCCGGUGGAGAUACAUAGUUGAUGGCGUUCGGGGAGACAAUGCUGUGCUGGAAUAGAACUUCCUUUGUCGGUACAAGCCGCAUCUCCACAUCGCUAGCAUAGACGAGCCCUUGGUAUGGGUUACCCCAGGCAGGGUUAUUAGGACUUAAGCAAUCCCGGAGGACCAGGGAAGGGCAAACAUAGUGCCGAUCUUUAAAAGGGGAGCAAAGAGGCCCCCGGGAAUCACAGAGCAGUCAGCCUGACUUUGAUAUCUGGAAAGGCAGUGGAACAGAUGAUUAAACCAGCAAUUUAUAAGCCCCUAGAGGACAAUGGGGUGACAAGGAAUUAGCCGGCAUGGAUUGGUCAAGAACAAAUCACGCCAAACCAAGCUAAUUUCCUUCUUUGACAGGGUUACUGGCCUCGCGGGUGGGGGGAAGCAGUAGACACGAUAGAUCUUGAUUUUAGGUGGGCUUUUGACGCAUGACCUCAUCAGCAAACGAGGGAAGUGUGAUCUAGAUGAAAUUAGUAUCAGAUGGGUGGCGGGAAGACUCAAAGAGGAGUUAUAGCUGUAGAACUGGGAGGAUGUCUCUUGCGGCGUCCCGCAUGGGUCAGACCUGGGUCUGGUCCUAGUCAAUAUUUUCAUUGACUUGGAUGAUGGAGUGGGACCCGCGCUUCUGGCAUGUGCGGAUGUCCGAGCCGGGGGGGGAAGGAGGGGGGUUGCGGGCACUUUGGAGGACAGGGCUCGAAUUCAAAACGACUUGGACAAAUUGGAGAGAGAUGAAAUUCAGUAAAGACAAGGGCAAAAUAUUUCACUGGAGAAGGAAAAAUCAAAUGACAAAAAAAGACUCGCCUCGUUCUGGGGUGCAUUAACAGGAGGGCGGUGGUCAGGUGUGGGAGGUCCCUGUCGCUCCUCAGCACUGCAGGGUCUCAGCUGGAGUCCGGUGCCCAGUUCUGGGUGCUGCACUUUAGGAAAAAGGUGGAUAAACUGGAGAGAGGCCAGAGGAGAGCGCCGAAAGGGAUCAAAGGUUUCGAACACCUGGCCGAUGAGGAGAGGUUAAAAACCCUGAGCCUGGUUAGCCGUGAGAAAGGCAGACUGAAGGGGGAUCUGAUAAAUCUUCAGCUAUGUUAAGGGCCGUUAUAAAGGGGACAGGAAUCCGUCGUUCUCCCUGUCCACCGGAGACAGGACAAGAAGUAACGGGUUUAAUCUGCAGCAAGGGAGAUUUAGGUCUGAUAUUAGAAACGCUUUGCAACUAGAGGGGGCGUGGAAGGGAGGUGGUGGAAUCUCCAUCGUGGCCGGGUUUUAAGGACAGGCUGGACGAUUAGCUGUCGGGGAUGGUCCGGGUUUACUUGGCCCAGUUUCAGCGCAGGGAGCUGGACAUGGCGACCUCUCGAGGUCCCUUCCAGCCCCACAUUUCUAUGGUUCUUUGUCCUUUAUUCCCUAUUAAACAGCUUUGCUGAAUAUCCCCAUGCGACGGGUGAGUGGCUGUAAAACCGUUCUGCCCACUCCGCGAUGGUGUGAUGAUCACACGCUGUUACAGCUGCAUUUUGUAUCAGACUUGUAAUUACCCAGAGCUUCCCGCGAGGUGAUAUUAUUAAUAUAGUGGUUUUCAUCAAUAGAUCUCAAAGCUGCUUACAAUCUUUAUUAGUCACGGUUUCUUUUGACUGCAAAUACAUUCCCCUCUCUCUCACGCACACGGCUGCAGCAGAAAGAAAGGGAGAGGUGGUUGGUUUUUUGUUUAGAUUUUUUUUUAGUAAAAACUUUUCCGCCUGGAAUGUCUGACCAUUUGAUCUCCUUUUUAGUGAAAAGAGAAGUGUGUGUGGGGGGGGAAGAAAUGAACUAGUCUUGUGUGUCUGGAAAACAGCUGCCUGCAAAAAUUGUGCUUCCAAAAAUUGUAAGAGCAUAAAUCCUCUUAAUUAAUAAUUUUUAAGCCACCAGCUGUGGUGGGUUUGAGACGCCCUCCCACAUAAAUGUUUCUAGUGUGUGUAUUUUUAACACUUUAAGAACGUAAUAUCAAAGUAUAAUCCUUUAAAAAAAAUUUCCAAUCAAUCAGAAUAUGUAAAAUUCACCCCCGUUCAGCAGGCUGACUCCAGAUCUAUGCGUCGCUUACACGCUUGAACUAGAAUUUAACGUGACAAAAAAGACCCGUGCCGGUGUGAAUUCCGCCUAGUGGGGCAGAUCCCCAGGGGAUGAAAAUCUGCGUGGCUCCACUAAAGUCAAUGGGGCCAGAUCCUUAGCUGGUAUGAAUUGGCUGCAGCUCCGUUGGCGUCUGCCAGUUCACACGAGCUGAGGGUCAGGCCGUUGGGCUGUUAAGAACAGCCUUCUGCCGGGUGUGCCAACUUGUCAGUGGAAAAGCAGACUCCGCCCCCUCGUGCAUUAUCCUAGGAUGACUCGGGGCCCGCUCCUGUGAGAUGCUGAGCGCUGGGACCUGAGCCAGGGAAGCCCGAUGGAGCCUGCUUAACUUUAAGCACGCCAGAAGUUCUGAUGAAAUCAGUGGGACGACGCACAUGCUUAAAGUUAAGCGUGUGCUUAAGCGCUUUGCUGGAUCGGGCCCUAGGGCGUGGGAUUGGUUCAGAUUUGUCUACAAUUCAGAAACUUUACUGGCUCACUGGCAAAAUUCCAAAUGUUGGAGGAAAAGGUUUUGAUUUUUUUUUUCUCUCUUUAAAUGUUUCUUUCUGGGAUUUUGAUCAGCUGUAAAGAGUGCAGCGAAAUGCUUUGCACUGGGACAAAACAUCCCAUUGGGACAAAAUUUGAAACUUGGACCAAAUGUCACUCGUUAGCCCCUCCCCUCGUUUUCCUCCCAACCCUGUUUUAUCACAAUUUGUUUGGAAAGAUUUCGAGGUCAGGGGCCCGUUGGUCUGGCUACUGGUGGCUUGCGUGGCUAACCUUGUCUCUAGAUCAGCGUCAUUGGUUAGUUUGGCUCUUGAAGAAAUGAAAAGCAAAGACUUUGGGAUCAUGGUAACUGACUAGAAAUCAAAGACGAGCGUGUGGUGUUUGUUAGUUAUUUGAAAUAACCUUUUUUUUUAAUUGCUCCUUGUUUUAACGUGUGUUUUUUAAAUGUGGUGGUGUAUGAAACAUUAUUUUUUUGGUGCAUAUUUUUACUGAUUUCACUAUCCCCCCCUCUCCCGAUUUAAAAAUAAUAAUUAUGAAGCGGGGGAUGGGGGACUUUCCAAUGACACUGUAACUGGCUUCCCAAUGACACUGUAACGACUUUAUUUCACUUUCAGAAAGGAUACUGUCAAAGCAUUGUUAGGCCUGUACGCCCCGCUCUGGGCACUGAAUCCAGUGGGGUUACUUCUGUAGUUAGAGGCACAUUCUGUAACGCUCGCCAGGAAGCGGCCGCCCCCAAUUGUAAUGUGCUCAUGGCUGGGAGCCCCGCGCCGCCCUGCGGGCUGAAAUCUGAACUGCUCACCUGUGGGACAAGAGCCCAACACUGCGAAAUAGAAGCGUGGUUCUUUCGUAGCGCAGAGGGCUGGGGGGUUCUCCUGUGUAGAGCGGGAGGAUCUGAGUUCUAAUCCCGCCGUGAAAUUGCAAGUGAUAACAGUUAAAUCUGGGGUGGGGAUAGAUUUGUUAUAACAUAUUUUUACAAAGUCUUCAGCUGUUUUACUUAUAACCACCGGGGAUUCGGAGACUGGAGGGGAUUUUACAGUGUCUGUCCCAUCCAUAGAAUCACAGGACUGGAAGGGACCUCGAGAGGCAUCUAGUCCAGUCCCCUGCACUCAGGCAGGACUAAGUGUUAUCUAGAUCAUCCCUGACUGGUGUAGGUCUAACCUGCUUUCAGAAAUCUCCAAUGAUGGAGAUUCCACAACAUCCCUUGGUCAUUUAUUCCAGUGCGUCACCACCCUGACAGUCAGGACGUAUUUCCUAACGUCCAACCUCUAGAGCCCUUGCUGCAAUGUAAGCCCCUUGUGUCUUGUCCUAAAGAUCAGAACUCAGAUCUUCCUACUCUGCCCACGAUAGCCCCAGCCUGCCGUGUCCCAGGAGAAUCGUGCUGGUUCAUUCGCUUCGUGGUCACUUUUACAGUUUCACUUUGAGUUCCCCUCCAGGCAGGGGAGGGAGGUGAUGAGAUUCACAUAGUGAAACCAGACCCGCAAAAAUCCUAUUUCCCAGAGCAAUUAAAAUAGUCUAGAAAAUACAGAGCCUAGAGCUGGGGUAAAAAAGCCCUCUAAACAAGUGUGAGAAUGACUCCCUUUUUUUAAACCGAAACCUUUUUAGCUUGGCCUAUGUUGUUUGACAGUCCUUGCAGCCUUUGUCCAGCAGGGGGCAGGCUCCAGGUGAUGGGAAAUAACUGGCUUCCCCUACAGCUGCCCAGUCUCUCUCCUCUACCAGAGGGUGUGGGUUGCCCGGGGGGAGGGGGGGGGCAGAUGUGUGUCACAGCCCCCCCUCAGUGUGUGUCUGCAGAGCAUGGAGUAUGGUAGUGGCCACGCUGGGAGCUCUUGGGGGUCUCCGGUUUGGUGCCCCGGGGUGUCACCUGAGAUGGCGGCCGGGCUUGGAGGGGGAUCAAAGUGGUGUCUUGUGACUCUCGCCUCGAGGAGGGAAUUUCCUGUCCGGUUGUUAGAUAGAUGCAGCACCUGAGGCUGAGAGCUCGCUCGUCACCUGCCCCUCGCUGAUGCUGAUCUGAAGCACAUACCCUAGUCCUUACAAAGAGGCCCUGAGGGUGAGGAUUGAGGGGCUCAGGGGGGAGCCCAGGAGUCCUGACUCCCAGACCCCCCUACUCUAACCCACUAGACCCCACUCCCCUCCCAGAGCCAGGGAUAGAACCCAGGAGUCCUGACUCCCAGACCCCCCCCGCUCUACCCACUAGACCCCACUCCUCUCCCAGAGCUGGGGAGAGAACCCAGGAGUCCUAGCUCUCUCUUCCCACAGCGCUAACCAUUUGACCACACUCCCGCUCAGAACCCAGCUCUCCUGACUUUGCCAAGUGCCUUACCUGCUGCGUCGCGCUGCCUGGCUGGCUGCUGUUAAUUUGUAAUAUUUCGUUCAUUUACGCUGACUGGGACAGAUUCCUUGGCCCAGGAUAUAAAUCUCCCCUCCCCACCCCUCGCUGAACAGGAAGUGGGGCAGGAUCCGACUUCCCUGACUUAGGGACCAGAAUUAUGCAGCUACCAGUGGACGGUCCUGUUCUGCCAGCGCCUUUGGCAAUAGGCCAGUGGGGUCUGCUAGAAAUGUGAGGCUCUGUCACUUUCUUGGGGCACUUUUAGGAUAGCCCCGCGCAGGCCCCUGGGGCCGGUCCUGUGGUUGGAUCUGCUCUACCCAGGCAGAAUGGGAGCUGUCACGGGAACGGAGCAGGGCGGAUAGGGACUGGGGGCCAGCGAAAGCUGCGGAUCAGCGUGCGUUACGUGCCCCCCCAGCCCCCUCUCUGUGCCUGGUCCCCACACGCUGUAGCAGCUCCUGCUUUUAGCUCCGGCGGUGUAGCCGUCACACCAGGACUCCUGGGUUUUCUUCCCAGCUCUGGGACAGGGAGGAGUCCCUUCGGUCCCGUGCCUCAGUUUCCCCAUAUACACACACUGAACUGGAGGGAAUAUGGCCCAGCCUGGUGACCCACAGAGGAUGCGGGCAGCACAAGCUGACAGCGUUUGCGGUGAGGACGCGGCAGGGCACAUAGUGUGGCGAGUGUCAGGGAAAAUCAGCCGGAUCUGGCGACUGGCAGGGAGAUCCCCUGGGGUGGGGGUUGCUUCUGGGAUCUCCCCGGUCUGUGUUCUUGCACUAGGUCACAGCAGGGAUCCCUGCCGUCUGGGGGGAUCUCAGCCCCAGGAGGCUGCUCUAACUGCCGCUUCAGGCCUGGGGAGGUACAGACUAGUCUGAUCUGCCCCCUAUUUCCACCACCUAGGCAGGGUGGAAUUCCCAGGCCCUCUGCACCCCAUAGGCACUUUCAGAUCCCUUUGUGCUGCUGGGGAGGCGGGGGGAGGACUUGAGAAUCAGACCCAGAACCUCCCAGGCAUGUGGGCGGCCAACAGCUGGCCUGACAGAAAGUUCUGGGGCUGGGGGAGAAAGUAGCUCCGCAAUAAGGACUGUGGUGGCGUUGGGGCUGGUUCUGCGUGGGGGCUGGUUCUGCUGGUUAUUCCCCUCUCCUUCCCACCCCUCCAGUAACUGGACUUUUGAUUUAAUAUUGUAAAAGGGAAAUGAGAUUUCAGUCCCAGAUCCUGGAGUUAAAUGCUUAAUUCCCAGGGGAGUUAGGCAUGUGAAUGCCUUUCAGGACUUGGGGUUUAGUUUAUAAUGCAGGGGGAGGGGAUUCUGGGGUGGGGAGCCUAGUGGGAAUGGGUUUGCCGCAGCCCCCUUUAGCAGAGUUGGGUUACACCAGUGCAUGUCUGCCGCUGAUGCUUUGGUUGUAAUGGAGUGACUCCGGAUUGUCUGGAGCUCAGAGGAGUGACUCCGGCUUGACACCGGAACUGAGAUGGGAGUAGGUCUCACUUUCUGCAGCUAGAAUUUUUUUGUUUGUUUGUCCCCCUCCUUCCCUGCCAGCCCCGAGAGGACUGAGAUGGGCGUGUGUCCCCCCUGCCCCACAGCGUGCUCCAGGUGCUCCAGCCUCAUUGACAUUGUAACUCGGGAGACCUCUCCUUACGCAACGUGCCGGCAAUCCCAGAUGCCCCUGCACCCCAGUGUUCUUGACUCUCCCAAGAGCCAAGGGAGGGCCCAUGCCAUAGAUCCGUGCCUGGAAAUGGGAUGUUAGCCACAUGCUCGUCCACCCAGGCUGCAGUGUGUUAGCCUGCACAUCCCUUCACCCCGAAUUAACCGUGCUGGAAACCUGACAAUCUGCCCCCCCGCCCCGCGCCAGGUUCAAGUGGGAAGCCCUUCCCGCCCGCCCCCACUCCGGCAAUGGGAAUUUUUUUUCUAAGCUGGCAAAUGUAUUCACAUGAUUGUUUGCGUUUUCUUUCCAAUCCGGACUUCACUUUACGCGUUUGAGUUGGGACGCGGCACCUGGGUUUGUCCCCAGUUCUUUGGUUGGCUGGGUCGGUUUCCCUUUCGUUCCCGGCGUCGUUGGUUUUGGUUUCUUUUAAAAAAAACAAAACGAACUGAGGGAAAAAAACGGAUUAAAAAAACCUCUCUAAUUUACUCUUUAAAAAGCACUAAACACCUGCUUGUUCAAAGCGCCUGCCCGUGCAGCAUGGAUGCCUUCCAAGUGCUUUCAGUUGAUGCAAACAGCUUCUAUAAUCUCAAGCAUCCCCCCCCCGACCCCCCGUCUCUGCCACCCCGUCAUAACAUACUUACAAAGAGGAAAACAAAACAAAACUUUACAAAAUGUUAAUGCAACUCACUCUUUGCUCUCCAGCGCCCCCUGCUGUUACUCUAACCCUGCCCCCGCCCCCCCAAUAAUGCCAGUAUUUGUUCUGUGUUAUAAGUGCCAAGACAUUUUUGUGACUCCCUCAUUCCUGUGACCUGAGAGUAUCGACAAUUGCACAUUAACUACUGUAAAGAUUUAAAAAAGAGGAAUUCAGAAAUGUUAAUAAAAAAAAAAAAAGGUUUGUAACAAA
Molecule: messenger RNA, 12429 nt
Organism: Trachemys scripta elegans
Lineage: Eukaryota; Metazoa; Chordata; Testudines; Emydidae
Gene: NACC1
Product: nucleus accumbens associated 1
Exons: 5
Coding region: 46-1602 (518 amino acids)
Biological process (GO): regulation of transcription by RNA polymerase II
Molecular function (GO): RNA polymerase II cis-regulatory region sequence-specific DNA binding; DNA-binding transcription factor activity, RNA polymerase II-specific; protein binding
Source: RefSeq, a predicted model, not a curated record